Trichogramma pretiosum is the source of this 909-nucleotide messenger RNA. RefSeq names its product ankyrin repeat and protein kinase domain-containing protein 1-like. Gene Ontology annotation, molecular function: protein binding. The record is from RefSeq and is a predicted model, not a curated record. Bases 1 to 909 code for a protein of 302 amino acids. Gene Ontology annotation, cellular component: ciliary inversin compartment. The transcript has a single exon. NCBI's taxonomy places the organism in Eukaryota, Metazoa, Arthropoda, Insecta, Hymenoptera, Trichogrammatidae. Gene Ontology annotation, biological process: protein localization to ciliary inversin compartment.
AUGUCCGAGUUGAAAAAAUUGCAGAGCCUCGUACGAAAAAAUAUCUGUUUCGAGAGCCAAGAAGAAAUACUAACAUUUCAUCGUGAAAUCGUCAACCUAAUCAGUGGUUGCUCUUACAACAAUUUUCCUAACCUCCAGGAAAUUUUUCAACCCGAAGAAAUCAAUCGUCUUCUCGCGAAUAUGAUGAAGUUCUACAGUAGAGUAGGGGAAAUUCGUCCCACUCCGGGAAAUGUCAUCCGGUUCGUGGCUCACAGCGGCUACAAGGACGAGCCCGACCUCGAUCAAGAUGACCCGCCAGUGACGCGUCGCACCACUGCUCUGCAUCGCGCGGUCAGAUGCGAUCGAUGGCUCAUCAGCCAUCUCAUCGACAACGAAAGCAUCUGGGAACUUUUCAUCAUAUAUCACAGAUUGGACGUGAACUACGUCGACGUGGACGGCCUGACGCAUUUCCACGUGGCCUGCAGAUUCGGCUGCGAAGACAUCGUCAAGAAAUUCUUGGAUCUCGGCGCGGAUCCUAAUUGCCGAGUGACGGGUACGGGCUAUUCGACGCUGCAUUUCGCGCUGCAGGUCUUUCCGUUGGCCAAUCGCAGAAACGUGUGGACUUUGCUGCUGAAAAUGGGCGCCAAUCCGAAUCUAGCCGACGCGGAGGGACGAAGUCCGCUGCACUUUAUUUGCAAGAAAUUUGGCGAAGAUCAUGUCUUGGCGAAGACGUUGGUCGAGCUCUGUGACAAAAAGUAUCGGCCGUUGCAAAUCUAUGCUCAGGACAGGCUUGGCGACACGCCGUUGAGCUUGGCCAAGACGGGUGGACACAAUCUCGUGGCCGAAUUGCUGCUGAAAAGUAUCGCCGAUCAGAAUUUCACAAAUGAUCCUGACGAAUCAUUACCCGCAAAAAAGCAAAGAUUAGAGUGA